Gavia stellata (red-throated loon) is the source of this 2007-nucleotide messenger RNA. It is a transcript of the gene DCST1, whose product is annotated as DC-STAMP domain containing 1. Lineage: Eukaryota; Metazoa; Chordata; Aves; Gaviiformes; Gaviidae. The coding region runs from base 1 to 2007 and encodes 668 amino acids. Gene Ontology annotation, cellular component: membrane. The transcript is spliced from 15 exons. The record is from RefSeq and is a predicted model, not a curated record.
AUGGCCCCUGAGCGAGAGCGCUUGGCUGGGGCAGAGCGGCGCAGGAGGCAGAAACCACCCAACACGACCCUGAAGCGAGCGGUGGUCUGGCUGUUGCCCGCCCCGUGCAGCCGGUUCCUCUGGAGCCAGCCGGACCAGUACCGCAGCAGCAAGUUCUUCCUGGGAGCCGGCGUCGGGACCCUCCUCGGCCUCGGGGUGACUGCCUUGGGCUGGGCCACAUCGCCCCACUUUCGCUGCGCCAGCCUGCUCGUGGCCCCCAAACUCCUGGGAAAGGAGGGUCGGGUCUACGUCCUCUCCUUCAUCCUCGCCGCCAUCUACAACGGGCCCGUGACCAACGUCUGGCACAACCUGGCGGAGGUGACGCGCUCGCUGGGCUGCGUGGCGGAGCUGCAGGUCAACCACAGCCGCCAGCUUUGGCGGGUGUCGACGGCCCCCCUGCGCAAGGUGAUGGAGGACAUGGCGCGGAGCGGGCAGACGCUGAGCGCCGAGAUGCAGAACAUCUCGCGCGCUUUCGUGGGGCUGAACGAGGAGGUGGCCAGCGAAGCGGGGUACGACCUGCGGCAGCGCCGGAACCCGGACCCCCGGCCGGCCCCCAGCACCCAGCAGCUGUACGAGAUGAAGACCAAACUGCGCUGUACCUAUGUGAUCGAGCUGGGCAUGCAACGCUGCCGGGACUGGUUCAGCGCCAAGCACGAGGCUUGCAUGGCGCAAGUGGUCGUGCCCCUCAUCAGCCACCUCCUCUGCCUGCCGAUGAAGUUCAAGCUCCUCUGCCACAUUGUCAAGGUCAUGCACAGCUGGUGCUGGGACAAGAUCCCCGUGGAGGGCAACUUUGGGCAGAUGUACGACAUGGUGAACAACUCCGUCAGCAGCCUCAGCCAGGAAUUCAGCGCCAGCGUCGUCUUGCAGGAGGAACACCGCGAGAUGCUGCUGGGUGCCAACUUGUCGGCGGAGCAGCUGAUGGAGGAGGUGACCUCGCACCUGCAGGAGCACAGCACCCGCCUGGGCCAGGCCGUCUCCUUCUUCCGCCUGCUGCUCUCCUUCACCUUCCUCCUCGUCUUCAUCUCGGCUUUCUCCUACACCAAGCGGUACUGCCAGGACAUCUCCUUUGACAACCUCUACGUCACCACCUACUUCCGCCAAAUCGAUGCCCGCCGCAGAAAGCAGCACAAGCGGACGCUGCUGCCCCUGCGCCGGGCAGAGGUCUCGGCCGUCAUCUUCCCGUGCCGCCUGGCCAUGCAGCCGCCCGAGCUGCAGAGCAUGGUGCUGGAGCUGCUGGAGUGCAUCCCGCCCCUGCUCCUCCUCCUCCUCGCCUGCGGCCUGGACCACGUGCUCUUCACCAUGCUCAGCGUCAUCCAGCAGCACUCCUUCGUGCAGUACUCCUUCCACAGCAGCCAUCGCUUGGCCGUGCGGGUGACGGGUACGUCCCUGAUGGCGCGGCUCUUGCGGAGCACCAUCGGGGCCCUCAACACCUCCUCCGACACCCAACUGGAGACGUCCAACUUCGCCUGCCUGCCGCAGCCCCGGGGCAUGACGAGGCCGCAGUAUGUGGGCAGCUGCCUGCCCCUGGCCAUGCUGGUGCUGCUCUGCCUGGCCCAGGUCUACCCGUACCGCCUGCGCCGCGCCAUCGCCGCCUUCUACUUCCCCAAGCGGGAGAAGAGCCGCGUGCUCUACCUCUACAACAAGCUGCUGCAGCAGCGGCAGAGCUUCGUCCGCCGGCAGCAGAAGCGCAUCGCCCGGCGGGCACGGCAGCACCCGGGACUGGGGACGUCGCUGCUGGAGUGGUGCUGCCAGCGUUGGCCGCGUCUGCGCCGCUGGAUGCGCCGGAGCUGCACGGUGUGUGGGGCACCCGAGACCCCCCAAAACCGGGUCUGCCCCGCACCCGCCUGCGGCGCCCCGUACUGCGGGCCGUGCUGGAGGGAGGCGGGCGGCGCGUGCCUCGCCUGCGCUCCCGGGGACCACGGCCUCUCCCAGGACAGCAGCGAGGAGGACGUGGGGUACGCGGCCUGA